Messenger RNA from Heterobasidion irregulare TC 32-1, 1183 nucleotides. RefSeq lists its product as uncharacterized. The coding region runs from base 602 to 823 and encodes 73 amino acids. The transcript has a single exon. The record is from RefSeq and is a predicted model, not a curated record. NCBI's taxonomy places the organism in Eukaryota, Fungi, Basidiomycota, Agaricomycetes, Russulales, Bondarzewiaceae.
GAACGGCGACUAAACAUAUGAGCAAGCGCUUCAAGGUCUUUCUCGGUGCUCCUACCCCUGAGGAUACAUCGUCAAAAAUUUCUUGGCAGCAUGCCCAAUCACGCCCCACACCGUCCGAAUCCCCUGGUUCUUCCUCCUAUGUCCUGGAAGCUAGUCGCCGCAUUUCUACGAUAUACCAGAACAUCGUCUUUAAGGAUGGUGAUGAUGGUGGAUCUUUACUAGAGCUUGAAGAUGAGCCCAUGAGCCCCACGAGUAGGUUGCUGGAUGAGACCACUAGAUACGGUGAGUGGACUGUCACUCGACAUUUAUCUGUAACAUCUGUGGGAUGGUGAAUCACUUUUCAUGAUGCCUCUGAGCGCGCGACGUCUUUGACAACCUUUUCUGUAGAGCGAACGACCUUCAUAUGGGGCACCCAGUCGCAGCACCAAGACCGGAGUUAAACUACUCUCGAAACACAAUUUACAGAUUCAUACUCCUACAACGAGACUCAAUCAUCUGAUGGGUCUAUAGCGCGCUUUUCAUCUUUUGAUUUCUCGCUGCACACUCUUGUCUCGCUUUCCACGAUUAAACCUUUUUUGGAACGCGCAAGGUCUGCGUCUUGAUGGCCGUUUUGGAGGUCGAUGGCCCCGACGUGAUCAAGAUCGGGAAGGGGCCAAAGACUGGCAAGGAAAUUGGCAUGUUCAAGAUGAUUUUAGGCGACGAGGGUGGGGCGGUCUGUAAGCUGACCGCGUGGAGAGAGGUUGCCGAUGUCUGGAGUGGUGUCGCAAGCGAGCCAGGCAUCAAACAUGGCGACGUCGUUUACCUGGAAAGUACGUCCCAUUGAUCCUCCUCGGACUACUGGCUCCCAGUAGAUUUUCAGACGUGUCAGCAUCGUGCGAGCCAGGGACGCCCCUUGCCCUCAUCGCGUCCCCGCACCUCGAAUCAAAAGCGGAGAUACGUUAUCGUACUAUGCCGCGCACUUCUUUCCCAGAAGUUCAACGCCUUCGAUCGGAUUUGAGACUCGGGUAUAGCGACGCGACGGUUAGGAAAGUCGCGUCUGUGAUUGCCUGGUUCGAAAAAAUGGCCGAUUUGGCGAGCUAGUUCCGCAGGCUUUAUUUAACACAUCACUUGUAUGAGUAGAGCGCAUCGUGCCACACACUCGACGUGGCAAACCAAAAUAAAACGGACCAGACUUUUUCAGUGC